Molecule: messenger RNA, 2307 nt
Organism: Suillus discolor
Lineage: Eukaryota; Fungi; Basidiomycota; Agaricomycetes; Boletales; Suillaceae
Exons: 14
Coding region: 1-2307 (768 amino acids)
Source: RefSeq, a predicted model, not a curated record
AUGUGCCAUACAUGCACUGUCUGUGUACAUGAGAGGCAACCACUUCACAGAAUGGAGUGUUGGAACGGUACUUCAUUUCAGGUCACCACAUUGAAGGCCUUGGGAGUCUGCUUCCAACUUGGGCAUCCCAUUGGCAUUCGAUGUAUCAAUCCAAUGUCUGCAUCCAACAAUGACUUUGUCAUCCUUGACUGCAAUGGUGUCCAUGAAGUCAGACUUGAUUUCUGCGGAUGUGAGUCUGCUCAGCCACACAUUACCCAAUUGCUACGUGUUUGCCUCUUUCCCUCAACUACAACAGACCCUAAAUCAGCUGCCACAUUUCGUGUGCUGGAAUAUUUUCAAAUGCUGUCCUUCGAAUCUAAAGCCUCAGUAUGGGAAUUUUAUAAUACCGUUGCUCGCCUCACAGAUAACAUGGGUAUCUGGGUUCCAAAGGAUUGUUAUGAGUCUUUCCUCCGAAUGAUCCGUGAAUGGCGCUUCAUAAUGCAACUGAAACACUGCGGCCAGGGUCAUCAUCCUGGAGGCAUUAAGAAAAUAGAAGCAGGCACUUGCACUGUCUUAUGCCCUGCCUGUCCCCACCCAAGCAAAAAUUUACCUGUUGGGUGGGAAAACACACCACUGGAAUUCCAAUUUUUGUAUGCGUUAUUCCUGGCUAUUGACGCGAAUUUCCGACUCGUUCUCUGUAAUGUAUCAUCAGAUGCCAUUGAUCUCGGACUGAAUCGUGGAUAUGCAUUUUUGGUGGGCAAUGCCCAGGAGAAGAGCACAUGUUCUAGCCACUCUGCAGUCAGCCUGGCGGAUACAAAGGCUUCACAUGGACUUGCAGCAACAGGUGCAGAAACCAUUGAUUGUGCAUGGCACAAUUUUAAAUGCCCUUGUUCAGUUGGCAAUUUGCAAAAUGGGGAGAGGUACAUCAACAUGGAUUAUCUGUUUUUUUCAAGCAUGUGUUCUUCACACAGCGUUCACGUCCUCAACAUAUCUUACGACAUUGCCUGCCAAUGGAACAAAAAUCUUUGGUCGUGCAUGUCAGCAUUCCCACACAAAUAUCAUAUCAACCACAACGAAAAGAUCAUUACAUUCCUUGUACCUAAAUUUCACCUACCAGUGCACAUUGCUCAUUGUCAAACCAGGUUCUCAUUCAACUUUAUCAAGGGUGUUGGGCAGACGGAUGGCGAAGCUCCGGAGCAUGGGUGGGCAGAUAUUAACCCUCUUGCUACAAGCACCAUUCUUCUCCGAAAAUAUAAGGCCACGGUACCUGAGGCUGAAGAACGUGCUCAUGAUCUUGACAAAUUCGAGGCUGCCCUUGAUGCAGACCAAUUAGCUGGGUGGAGAACAGAUAUUGAGAUGUGGGAGUUGGACUGCUCUUUGCCAAACUCAUUCAAAGUGAAGGCGGGGGCUAUGGUGACCCAGGCUGCCAUGCAUCUGGCAUUAUCAAAGACCGAGGCAGAAGAAAUCGAGCAUGGUGAACACAUGUCCCUGGACGAUGAUGUAUCACCAUUGGUCCUUAUCUCAUUGGGUAUAGAACUAGAGGGUCAGCACAUCGGACAGCAUGCCAUGGAUACUCAAAAAGCCAAGAUACUUCAGCACAUCAAUAUCCUCCACCGCAGAAUUGAUACCUGGUCCUGUGACAAGGUCCACAAGAUUAAUCUUUUUCUUCCUUCUUCGCUACCCUCGAGCCUCCCAUGUGACGUUCACUUGCUAAGGUAUGAAUGGGAUUUACGUGAAGCCCAAGCAAAUGAUGCUCUCAGCGACCUCCACACUGUCAUCAAUAUGACCUACCACCUGUACAACCAAAUCAAUGCAAUAUUGGUCGAGUACACUACUGCCAGAGAUGUGCUUGUAAUACUUGCAUCAAAACUUGGUAAGAAUGAUGAUUGGCAGCGGAUAUUGAAGCCACUGGACAGGACGAAGGAUGCAGUCCCUCUCAAACACGAUGAAGGGAAGACAGUCAGCCAACAGAAUAUUUCAUGGAUAUGGAAAAUGGCUGGGGUAUCCAACAAUCAGGAGGAAGGACUACAGGAUUCACUACACGUGGAAUGGUGUAAGGUGAGGGCUCGAGCUCACCGGUGGGAGGAGGAAGUUCUGCUUUUGCAUCAGGAAAUGUGCUGUGUUCUUGCUUUCUUUGAGUGGCAGGCUGGAUGGUGGGAUACGCAAGGCACACAACGCCAAUUUGUCUCACAUGAGUUCAUGGAGGGGGCACUUGCAUAUGCACAUCACCAGGCUACACUACAUCACAGAAUGUCUACACACUUCAGGUACAACACCAGGCUGAUAUAUCAUGUAAUGGAAUGCUGGAUAGACAGAACGCGGAAGUGA